Habropoda laboriosa is the source of this 2327-nucleotide messenger RNA. RefSeq names its product peroxisomal targeting signal 1 receptor (gene Pex5). Gene Ontology annotation, molecular function: protein binding. NCBI's taxonomy places the organism in Eukaryota, Metazoa, Arthropoda, Insecta, Hymenoptera, Apidae. Gene Ontology annotation, cellular component: cytosol; peroxisomal membrane. Bases 397 to 2268 code for a protein of 623 amino acids. The record is from RefSeq and is a predicted model, not a curated record. The transcript has 8 exons. Gene Ontology annotation, biological process: protein import into peroxisome matrix, docking.
UUUCUAUUUAGCAAUAAAAUAAAAUAUGUAAAAGCGUGUACUAUCGAUAUAUGUAUAUAAUAUAUUAGUCGUUACAAAAAAGAUGUUCAAGGCUUCAGAUAGUUUAACAACUUGUCCAUGAUUUGACGUUCAUUAGCCAACAGCACAUUAAGAAUGUCUUUAUAAUAUGUAUCUUGCCCUAACGUUAACUUGUAUAUUUGCUAUGAUAAUUUUGCCUGCCCCACCAUUAUACAGCGAAAUUUAUUCGAUGCAAGCUACCGAUAUUGUUCGAUGGCAGAGAAAUGAACAAUCUUAAACAGUGGGCUUGAUUUAAAACACGUUUCACGGCAACAGUAGUGUCGAAAUAUUUAAUUACAUUAAAAACGAAAAGAGGUAAAUAUUGAUAUUUAAAAAAAAAUGGCAUUCCGUGAAUUAGUUGAGGGUGACUGUGGUGGACCUAGUUCUUUGAUUCGUUUAACAUCACAUUUUGUACGUGAUCAUGGAUUCAAAGAAGAAGGAAUACGUCAUCCUUUUGAGCCUGUGGAACCUUUUCAAGCUUCAGAUUCAGAUCAGUUAGUUAAACAAUUUUUAGAAGAAAAUCCAUCAUGUCCUCAGACAUUUAGAAUGGAUAAUUUAUUACAAGAAAUGCGUGAAAUUGAUCAAAACAUUCAUCCACCUAUAGCAGCACCAGGAGUUGCUCAAGAAUUAACCAGUUUAGAUACAGCUUGGGCAAAUCAGUAUCUUGAAUCAGGACGUCAUUUUAAUGAACACCAUGCUGAUGAUAUUUGGAAUCCUGAAGUAGAACAAAAUUCAAAUAUUUUGGAUCCCCAAAAGCAUGAAUUGGGUUUAGGACCAAAAUGGGCUGAAGAAUAUAUAGAACAUAGUAUAGAUGCAAUACAGAGUAACAUAAAUAUGGAACACACAACACAGACAAUAGAAAAUACCGAUAAUCCUAAUUUUGAAUAUUCAAAGUUUAUGAAAUUUAUGAAACAGGAAGGAGAUAUUCCUAUAGAAAAUAAUCAAGAAUCACUGCCAGAUUUACACAAUACGAGCAAAGACUGGAUAGAACAGCAUGAAAAAGAUAAUCAAAAGCCUGAAGACAAAACUUCUACUAAUAAUAAUGAAGAAAGUGAGGUGCUGAGUACAGUAGAAAAAGAUUUAACUGUUGCUGGUAAUUGGAUAGAUGAAUUUCAAAAAGAAAAUGCUUCUUCAGAGGUAGAUAAUUAUGAGUCUACAUUUUUACGACUUCAAAACGAAUGGGAAAAAAUAACGUCGAGCGAAGAAUUAUCUUCUAAGCACCCGUGGCUUUCAGAAUAUGAUACUUUCUAUGAUCCAUUCAAAGAUUAUGAAUUUCACGAAGAAAAUCCUAUGAAAAAUUUACCUGAUGCAUUAGAGGAGGGUAAAAAAAGAUUAGAAGCAGGAGAUUUACCAAGUGCUAUACUUUGUUUUGAAGCAGCAGUUCAACAAGAUGAAAAUAAUUCUGAAGCUUGGCUGCUUCUUGGUAAAACACAAGCUGAAAAUGAGCAAGACCCACUGGCUAUUUCUGCAUUGAAACGUUGUCUAAGUUUGGAUCCUGCAAAUGGUGCUGCUCUAAUGGCACUUGCAGUUUCAUAUACAAAUGAAUCUUAUCAAAAUCAAGCAUGUGUAACUCUUAAAGAAUGGUUAUUAAAAAAUGAAAAAUACAAGCAUCUUUCUGUACAAAAGGCUAGCACGGAACAACAACCGAAAUCUAGUGUAUCGUCUAUUCUAUUUGACGAUGUACACGAAGAAGUAAAAAAUCUUUAUAUUCAAGCCGCACGAAUGAAUCCGUGGAAGGAAAUAGAUGCAGAUGUGCAGUGUGGAUUAGGAGUACUUUUUAAUUUAUCUAACGAAUAUGACAAAGCUAGUGAUUGUUUUCAAGCAGCGUUACAAGUACGCCCUCAUGAUUCCAGAUUGUGGAAUAGAUUAGGUGCAACUUUGGCUAAUGGUCAGAAAUCGGAGGAAGCUAUAAAUGCAUACCAUCAUGCCUUAAAGUUAUCACCUGGAUUUAUUAGAGCUCGUUACAAUCUCGGAAUUUCUUGUAUUAAUCUUUGUGCAUAUAAAGAAGCAGGUGAACAUCUUGUAGUAGCCUUAAAUCAACAAGCUGCAGGUCGCGGAUUGCAAGGCGAAAGUUUGUCACCGAAAGCAAUGUCGAAUUCUAUUUGGUCAACAUUGAGACUUGUUGUUUCGCUAAUGCACAAAUACCACUUAAACGAAGCUAUAGAAAACAGAGACCUAACAAGGUUGAACAAGGAGUUUGAAAUUGUAUAAAAACUUGUAAACUUAUUGAACUUGUUUGUUAAAAAGUAUAAACUCUUUUUAACUUAGUA